AUCAGAAUUAAAUACUUUUUUUGCAUGAACAACUCGAAAACAGAGAGCAAAACAAUACGAGACGAGACGCUUGGCGUGAUGGCGCAACCAUCUUUCACCAAUUGUAAAACUUCUUCUGUUUCUAGAGAGAGAAACCUAUAGAUACAGUGUAUAUAUAUAUGUACAUAUAUAGAGAGACAAAGAGAGAACAUGAAAGUUUAGAGAGAGAAAAGAACAGAAGGCAAGGAAGUAGUGGUUUGCUUUUUGGUAAGGUAUCUUAUUCCAGAAUUGAAAACUGGGAGAUGAAUUUUCGGUGACCUUAAGAACAGGGUUUUGUAGAGAGAGAGAGAAAAAGAGAAGAAGAGAUGGGUUCAUGGCGGAAUUCAGCCACCUCAUCCAUGAAGCUUCUAUGGCUGAUUCUGCCGUUUAUGGUGGUUGCUGUGUUUAUUGGGGUUAAAAAGUCAAACUUGGCGGAUGGGUCAAAGUAUUACCCUUGGGUUUGGAGUUCUGUGAUUACUUCUUAUUCUACUUCUGCAAUUAAAGAUAACGAAGCGGUGGCAGCGGUGGGUUCUGUGUCAUUGGGGCAACGGCCAACGGUGGUCGAAGGUGGUGGUGAGGUGGCUGAAGGGCCAUCGGAAGAUUAUGUGUUUCAUCAGACUUCUAAUUCUUCUUAUCCACCGUUGGCUAUGGAAGAUGAAAUGGACGUUGAGUUGCCUGCUAUUGCCAAGGAAGAUGACAUGAAUGUGAUGAGUGGACCAGACAUUUUCGUGUCUGUUAAUCAAACUCAUGGAUUUCCUGUUGAUGCACAAAUCAAUAGGAAAUCCACGAGUUUGGAUAAACUCGAAGCUCGUCUCGGACGCGCUCGAGCAGCAAUCAAAGAAGCUGAAUCCGGGAAUAAAACUCAUGAUCCGGAUUAUGUCCCGGAUGGUCCUAUGUAUUGGAGUGCAGCUGCUUUUCAACGGAGUUAUUUGGAGAUGGAGAAGCAAUUCAAGGUGUUUGUGUAUGAAGAAGGAGAACCCCCGAUAUUUCAUGAUGGACCUUGCAAAAACAUAUAUGCAAUGGAAGGUAACUUUAUAUACCAAAUGGAAACCACUAAAUAUCGAACAAAAAACCCCGAAAAAGCACAUGUGUUUUUCCUCCCGAUGAGUGCAACGAUGAUGGUACACUAUAUAUUUGAGCGUAAUCCAAAUGUUGACCAUUGGCUUCCCAUGAAGCAAACGAUUAAAGAUUAUGUCGAUCUUGUGGGAUCCAAGUACCCUUUUUGGAAUCGCAGUUUAGGAGCCGAUCAUUUUACAGUUGCUUGCCACGAUUGGGGUCCGGAGUUGUCGAAAGCAGUUCCUUACCUUUUCAAGAACUCUAUUCGAGCUCUAUGCAAUGCGAAUAUAUCAGAAGGGUUUAAUCCUACGAAAGACGUGUCCAUCCCAGAGAUUUUACUCCCAGAUGGAACGACACAUGGGAUACUAAAUGGGCCAUCACCAAGGUACCGACCCGUUUUGGCAUUUUUUGCAGGUGGGGUACAUGGUCCUAUUAGGCCAAUACUUCUAGAGUAUUGGCAGGACAAAGACCCUGACCUGCAAGUCCACAAGUACCUUCCAAAGGGUGUUUCGUACAUGGCCAUGUUGCGACAAAGUAAAUAUUGCAUUUCCCCGAGUGGUUAUGAGGUGGCAAGCCCAAGAAUGGUGGAAGCACUUUAUACAGUUAUACUCACGGUUGAAGAUAUCCCGAACCUUAAAAAGAUCUUAACUGGUAUAUCUACAAGACAAUAUUUGAGAAUGCAGAUGAGAGGGAAACAAGUUAGACGGCAUUUUGAGGUUAAUUUUCCUCCAAAAAGGUAUGAUGUUUUUCAUAUGAUACUACAUUCGGUUUGGCUUCGUAGGCUUAACAUUCGAAUUCAAGGUGUGGCUGAUUCUUGA
This is a messenger RNA of Lactuca saligna, 1892 nucleotides long. The record is from the annotation of a GenBank genome assembly. Lineage: Eukaryota; Viridiplantae; Streptophyta; Magnoliopsida; Asterales; Asteraceae.